Messenger RNA from Osmerus eperlanus (European smelt), 1127 nucleotides. It is a transcript of the gene crhb, whose product is annotated as corticotropin releasing hormone b. The transcript is spliced from 2 exons. Gene Ontology annotation, cellular component: extracellular region. Gene Ontology annotation, molecular function: hormone activity. The record is from RefSeq and is a predicted model, not a curated record. NCBI's taxonomy places the organism in Eukaryota, Metazoa, Chordata, Actinopteri, Osmeriformes, Osmeridae. Bases 179 to 679 code for a protein of 166 amino acids.
GACGCAAUCUCUGAGCUCAGAGCGUGACACUUGUAGCAGGUCUUGGCUAUAUAAGUCCAUUCUUUCAAGAACAGCUUAGACUAAUUUCUUGAUACUACACUGGAAGAGGGAGACAUCUCAACUGAAACCUUCUAUUGGCAAAAGAAUAACGGUUUAAGAUUCCUGUUGAUCCCCUGACAUGAAGCUCAAUUUAUUUGUCACCACCGUGGUUCUGCUCGUUGCCUUCUUACCGCGCUAUGAAUGUAGGGCUGUUGAAAGCCCUGGCGCUAUCCAGCGCGCCUUGGCGCCGCAGACCGACCCUCAGCAUCAAUCUCUUCCCAUCCUAGCGCGUGUAGGAGAGGAAUACUUCAUCCGGAUGGGAAACAGGAACCCAAACUCAGCAGGGACCGCAUCGAAAAUGUUCUCCGAGGGAUCACCGGCAAUCUACAACAGAGCCUUACAACUCCAACUGACGCAGCGUCUUCUACAAGGCAAAGUUGGGAACAUCAACCGGCCCAUCAGCGAUUUAGCAAACCAACUCGACGACUCGAUGGAGAGGGAGAGGAGAUCCGAGGACCCGCCGAUAUCGCUGGAUCUGACGUUCCACCUGCUCCGAGAGAUGAUGGAGAUGUCCAGAGCCGAACAGUUAGCCCAACAAGCGCAUAACAACAGAAAAAUGAUGGAGAUCUUCGGAAAAUAAAUAAUCACCAUUUCAUCCACCAAAGAUUUUUUUUACAUUUAGCACAAACAUGAUAUUCUGUACCAUAGUGCUGCUUUUACAUCAUUGUUCUAAAAGUAUUUAUUUUAUAGCUUUAACUUAAAUUGACGGAGAGUAAAUGGGCUUGUAGUCUAAUCAGAUUGUAUCAUGCAAAGAAAAACUAUCAAUUUCUAUUCUUGUGUAAGUGUUCAAAACUGUAGCAUACACCAUUCUUUCACUCUUAAAAGGAAAUAUUUUGGGUUGAUUAUAGGCUAUAGGAAUGAUAUUCUUAGUAACGCAUUUAGAAAUUGAUACUUUAUCUGAAAUUGAGUUCCAUUGUACUAUAUGUUAUUUAAGUUUGUUAAUAAACUUAUGAGCAACCAGUAAUUUUUUGUUGUGCAAGAGAAUGUCUUAUAUUUAUAUUUUUCAAUAAAAUAUGAAAAGCAAGUUU